GUAUCGUCGUCGUCGUCCUCGCCGCGCCGCGCUCGCGUCGCGCUCGCGUUUCUCUCCACUUCAUUCCGAAGUGAGCCGCCGUCGCACGCUGACCGGCGUGACCUACGCUCGCGCCGAUACCCUUUUUCCACUCGACGUCGCCGCGACCGCGCACCACCAGCAACGCAUCACGGCACCGUCACCGCGUGCGCGAGAUAUCCGCUACCACUAAUGAAUUGAAUUCAUUUUCGUACCGCGCGAGACUCCAGCGGCACGCGUACACACGGGUUCGAUCGAUCGAUAUUCGUGCGACAAGUGACUCGCAAGUGUUGGAUAUCGAGAACCUCUUUCUCCUUUUAUAUUCCAUCCGCCAACUGGUUUCCUGGCUCUCGCUUCGAAUCCUGCUCUCUUCGAGUUAUCCUCCGCACGUUCUUUCGCCGUGUUCUCGGGAACCUGCUCCGAUCGACGCAUGUGUCACAUGAGUGUCCACUCGCACCGAGGAUCCAGGGAACUGCCUAUCCGCCGAGAGUUACGGAUUUCCACUACGUGAUCCUGGUCUUCGAUAAUCGCUGGUGUAGUGUCACGUGUCCGAGGGAAUCCAGAGAACCGUGCACGAGGCGUUCGGGGAAACUGGCUCAAGUCUCGAAUUCUGUUAGACGGCGUUCUAGCCGAAAUCACGAUGACGAUGGAUGUGAGCAAGUCGGAGCCGAGUAAAAAUGGCGCCACGCAGCAGGAUUGUGCAGGAUGCGGGAAAGCGAUCACGGAGAGGUAUCUCCUCAAGGCCAUGGACUUGUUCUGGCACGAGGAUUGUCUGAAGUGCGGGUGCUGCGACUGUAGGUUAGGAGAGGUCGGUUCUAGUCUGUUCACCAAGGCCAACCUUAUCCUCUGCAAGAGGGACUACCUCAGGCUGUUCGGGAACCCGGGACACUGCGCGGCCUGCAACAAGCAAAUACCGCCGUUCGAGAUGGUCAUGAAGGCGAGGACGAACGUCUAUCACCUGGACUGUUUCGCCUGUCAACAGUGUACGCAUCGGUUUUGCGUGGGCGAUCGGUUUUAUCUGUGCGAGAACAAAAUCCUGUGCGAAUACGACUACGAGGAAAGGAUCUUGUUCGCCAGUAUGCAAGUACCAACACCCGCCUCGCUGGCGUACAUCAAAAGGCAACUGCCGCCGACGCCGGCACCGCCUGGCCAGAACAUGCAUCCGGGUCAUAAUCCGUUGCAACCUCAUCAGGGACUCGGCCAGUCGGUGGGUCAACAUAAUCACGUGUCGAACGGUCAAAUGUCGGGGAGCACACCGAUGGUGAACGGGACGAGCAUAGGGGUAGGCGGUGGUACUAGAGCUCCAGGUGACAUGAACAACAACGGGCUGUCGGGUCCGGCUAUAGGACCGAUGAAACCGCCACCCAUGUCUAUGCAGGCGCCGACCAGCUGAGACGAGGUGUCGCCCCCAUUGAAGAAGCUCAGAUGUCUCAGCGGUUAUUGAGGCUAUUCAGGCUCGCCGAUGAGACGAAUCGGGGAGGGAGAGGAGCGAGCAUGGGACGAGGCGCGAAAACGUCGUAACGAAGUGAACCCGAGGAACGGACGAGUAACGGACAGACAGAUACGUAACGGGUGUUCGGUAAAGAUUACGAGAAAAUAAAACAGGAUGGAGACGAAGAGUAAAUUGUCUCCGUGAAAGAUCUCGAGGACACUUCCGGGCGAUCGAUCGUUUUCCGGGGAACUUUUGCCGAGAGAUCGGGAAUAAUCACUGUGAUCGCGAAUUAUAAUAUGAAUAAAUUUAUCGAGAAGAUAGUGGACCGCACGGGACGCGAACGUAUACGCUGAAGCGCGUGUACGUAAGAAACACGUUUGACGCACGUCUUGUAAUAUACGGUACGAUAUGUAACACGAUAAAGAAUAGGGGAUUUUAUGUAAGAUACGUUUCUGUGGAAGAGGAACGAUUUAGAGAAGGGAGCGAGUGUGGGUGAAAGGAAUGAACGCAUGUGGCAGAGUUCUCUUGUAAAUAUCUGUGUACCGUCGACUCUGCAACGCACCGAAAGACUAUCAGUAUACGCAGACCAAUCGAUGAAUUUUCAUGAUGGUUACUCGCGAUUCGUCGACAUUCGACGCAUUAGCAACUGAUCGUGAAGGCGAAUAUUGGACAUCGUGGAGGAGAGAGAGAGAGAGAGAGAGAGAGAGUGAGAGAGAGAGAGCCGUCACGGUGAAAAUUUAUUAAGUAAGUUACUGUUUGUUUGUUUUUAUUUUCAAUUUUAUCGACAGCCGCUCGAUCGGAAAGAUAACCAAAGGUUGGAAGUCGCGGCGUUUAAUUGUCGGAGUCUCGUAAACGGCGCGAAUGCGACGAAUCGAAACGUUUCCAAAAUCUCGGUAUACGAGGCGUAAUUCAAAGCGUACACACGAUGGCUGAUACCAAAGAUUAACGAUGUAAGUUUCGAUGUCCCACGGGUGCAAAUCGAACAUCUCGGAUUUCGAAUUAUUCCUUGAUCACAUUCGAUGAUGACAGUAAGUAUAUUUUGUUCGAAACCGCGUGCAUCUAUCGAUUGAACGUUUGCGAACCGCGGGACCGAAUCGUGGGCUUUACGCUUUAACGCCAAAAGAUGAACGCGAAAACAGACGAAGUGAAGAGGAAGAAGAGAACGAUAUAAAGUGAAAGGUUGACGGUGAUACCAAAAGAUGGUUAAACAAAAUCUGAUAAACCGUUGCGUGCGCUGAUAAACGAUCCGUUUUUCUGAAUUUUGCUGAAUUCAUACACGAGGCGCGAGUGUGAAAAGUUCGUCUGAUCGUAAACGAACGAAAAUUUCUUUCCCCUUUCUCUCUUUGAUACCGACAGAAAAAAACAUCCACGUUACCUUUCGAUCAGAUUAUUAUUCAUCCACGAAUCGCGGGUCGACACGGAAUUCGUGAUUCUAUAACACAGAAUUCGAAGCUUAACGAAUCCGAUUAAGUACAAAAAAUAAAUUACGCGAAGAGUACGCAGUGCUAGAAACUGUAUACAGGAGAGAGGAAGAGAAAGGAUACGAGUGACACAUGCAUGUAUACACACAUAAAAAGACACACGAAUACAACCGACACAUACAUACACACAGAUACACACUUUCCUCCUCGGUUUUUUAUCCAUCUGUAUAUAAUAUCAUUUAUUAGCGCACUAUUAAUAUAUUUACCGCCUCUAUAGGGGCUCCCAUUACUACCGAGAAAAUAUAACAUUCUUAUAAAUACAA
Molecule: messenger RNA, 3194 nt
Organism: Ceratina calcarata
Lineage: Eukaryota; Metazoa; Arthropoda; Insecta; Hymenoptera; Apidae
Product: LIM domain only protein 3
Exons: 6
Coding region: 659-1411 (250 amino acids)
Biological process (GO): positive regulation of transcription by RNA polymerase II
Cellular component (GO): nucleus
Molecular function (GO): transcription coactivator activity; DNA-binding transcription factor binding
Source: RefSeq, a predicted model, not a curated record